Messenger RNA from Cololabis saira (Pacific saury), 2833 nucleotides. RefSeq names its product transmembrane protein 167B (gene tmem167b). The coding region runs from base 99 to 323 and encodes 74 amino acids. The transcript is spliced from 3 exons. The record is from RefSeq and is a predicted model, not a curated record. Lineage: Eukaryota; Metazoa; Chordata; Actinopteri; Beloniformes; Belonidae.
GAAGAUCUGGCAGAGAAACGGAAACAAGUGCCUGUCAUGGACUGCUAAACUCUGGGAAGAAAAACCCAUAUAACAUCGUCAAAGAACAAACUGCCACCAUGACAAAUGUUUACUCUUUCGAUGGCAUCCUGGUGUUUGGGCUGCUGUUCAUCUGCACUUGUGCAUACCUCAAAAAGGUACCACGACUCAACAGCUGGCUGCUGUCGGAGAAGAAAGGAGUGUGGGGCGUUUUCUACAAAGCUGCAGUAAUUGGGACGAGGCUUCAUAUCGCUGUGGCGGUUUCCUGCCUGGUUAUGGGCUUCUACAUUAUCUUUUUGAAAUGACAUUCAGACUGGGUUGGAAGACUAGACGGAUGCAGGCUGGGGAAGGACUCAUCUUUGUGGUCAUCAUGUGAGUCCUCAUUGUGGGACACCUCUUGGAUUAUAUUUCAGAUGAAACUGGACAAAGCCUGGGGACCCUCAUGGAAGUGAAGCCUGUGCUGCCCCCACCUGAUGACUGUGUACAGAACGUCCUCCUGAGUAAUAAGUGUGCACUACAGACAUGGAGGGCACUGUCAAACUCCUCUACGGUUAUUACAGUGAAGACAAAAAGAUGGUACCCAUGAUAUAUUCCUGUUGAUGGGUGAUACUUUUGACUGUCUUCAUCUGUAUUUAUAUUUAUAUUGGAAAAUGCAGAAGACCGAAGUGCAGAGUGUACCCUAUACACUUCACCUGUAUGCAACUUAAAUGGCCCAGCUUUAAACCCUGCUCCAAAUAAUUAAAGGAACUCUUUUCAAUCAGAGUCUAGCAUCAAUAGCCUGCAUAAACAUACAGAAUAUUGAUCUCAUAAUUUAAGUUAUCAGAGGGGGUUGUUAUUCAGUUACACCUGCUUUAACAUUAAUGAAAUGAACAGGUGCACUAGAGGGACAACAGUGAGAUGAGACGACCUCCAAAACAGGAAUGGUUUUACAGGUGGAUGCAACUGACAUUUUUACCUCCUCAUCUGACUAUUUUUCAUGAGUUUUGCAUUUGGCUAGGGUCAUAAUGAGGUGAUACCUGGAUCCUACACAGGCAGUCCAGCUUCUCCAAGAUGGCACAUCAAUAUGUGCCAAUGCCAGAAUGUUUACCGUGUGUCCCGGCGCAGUCUCCAGAGCAUUCUGGGGAUUCAUAGAGGCUGGUAGUUACUCUAGGAGAGCUGGACAGGGCCAUAAAAGGUAUUUAACUGAUCAGCAGGACUAGUAUCUGAUCUUUUGUGAAAAGAAGAACAGGGUGAGCAUUGACAGAGCCCUACAGAGUUACCUCCAGCAGGCCACUGGUAUGAAUUUCUCUAACCAAACGAUAAGAAACAGACUUCAUGAGGGGUGCUUGACAGCCUGAUGUCCUCUAGGGGGCCCUGUGCUCACUGCCCGGUACCGAGGACCAUGAGUUGCAUUUGGGGCGGCAUAUUCGUGGAAAGGCACCCUGAUUGCCUAUAGGUAUCGGAAUGAAAUCCUUGGACCCAUUGUCAUUGACACUGCUCCAGUUUUCCAUGUUAUGUUUUUUCAUCUUUGAUCAUGUUUCAUCAUUAUUGGGGAUGGUGGAGAAUGGGAUGGGUGAGAUCGACUUUUUUACUGUAAAGCACUUUUUGCUGUAAUUUAUUGUAUAAAAAGUGCUAUAUAAAUAAAGUUUGAUUUGCUUUUCGGUGGGUCCUGGGUUCCUCCUGGUGUGUGACAAUCCCAGGCCUCAUAUUGCUAUAGUAUGAAGGCAGUUCCUGGAGGAUGAAGGAAUUGAUACAGUUAACAGGCCCCCUCACACUCCCCUGGCCUAAGUUAAAAAAAAAACACUUCUAGGAGAAGAUGUUUCAGUGUGUCUGACAUGGGCAGGUUGCACCUGAGACGGUCAAGGAGCUCAGUGAUACACUGGUCCAGAUCUUGUUGGAGAUACUCCAGGACAACAUCUAAUGUCUCAUUAGGAGCCUCUCCUGAUGUUGUCAGGCAUUCAUUCAAGCACAUGGGAGCCAUACAAAUGACUGAGAACCAUUUUGAGUUGCUGCAAUGAAAUUUCAGCAAAAUAGACUAGCCUGUUGCUAUUUUUUUUUUUUUUUUUUUAUACGUAAAAGCAUUGAGGUGUCCACAUUCAACCCCCUAUAGGUUUAGAAGUUUCAUAUUAAUCCAACACUAGCAUCCUUUCAUUCCUAACACAUCCAGUCCAUGUACAGAUCCAGCAUGAUUUUUUUUUCUCCCCACUGAAAUCUGAUGUGUUUUCAAAGUGUUCCCUAAUGCUUUUUUUUUUCUUUUUAGAGGAAUGUAUGAUUUAAAAAAAACAUUACUUGUAGAGAUUAGAGAGAGGUCAUAUGUGUUCAAACUUGAAAUCACCAUUUCCACCAGCUCUUGGGUAUCCUGUUGUUCUGUAUCAUUUUUCUUUUCUGUCAGCAGCCAAAAGGACAAUAAACAAAGCUAAUAUAUAAAGAUGUCCUUAGCUUUUUCUCUUUCCUUUUGUAUUUUUUCUUAAAAGUGCUGGUCGUGGCUCCUAAAUUAGCUUUCUUGGGUUUGAAAUACACAUGUUGCACAGGUGUAUGUGGUAUAUGUUGCCAUUGAAAUGUGUAAUGGUUAACAUGUUUUUAAUUUCAUAGUUGCAAAUCAUUCAGGUGUCAGCAUUUUCAAAAACUAAUAAGUAAUAACUUAAAAAUGAAGGUGAAUAAUUGUAUUUAACUUUUAUGAAGAUUUUAUUGAAAUGCUAAUUGGGUAUGGAGCGUCCCAUGCCAUUUUAGUCAUGUAGCGUCAUUGUGACUGUCCCUGGCACCUUGUUUUUUUUAAUUAAAAGUAUACAAUAUGAAUGAGGCACAAUGCAAUUUUGAGUAAAAUGUUGUAAAUUAA